This is a messenger RNA of Salvia miltiorrhiza (redroot sage), 1415 nucleotides long. RefSeq names its product glucan endo-1,3-beta-glucosidase, acidic-like. Gene Ontology annotation, cellular component: plasma membrane. NCBI's taxonomy places the organism in Eukaryota, Viridiplantae, Streptophyta, Magnoliopsida, Lamiales, Lamiaceae. Bases 121 to 1236 code for a protein of 371 amino acids. Gene Ontology annotation, biological process: carbohydrate metabolic process. The record is from RefSeq and is a predicted model, not a curated record. Gene Ontology annotation, molecular function: hydrolase activity, hydrolyzing O-glycosyl compounds. The transcript is spliced from 2 exons.
UUGCUGAUCAAUUUGGUAUAAAAAGCUUUAAAAGGCUAGUACCUAUCAGAAGCUAAAAAUUACAAUCAUCUUUUCUCCAUUAUUUGAUCUCCAAACCUCUAUAAAUUAAUUAGUACAUACAUGGCUAAUUUAUUUCCCCUCUCCAUGGCUACUUCACAAAAAAACUUAAUGUCUACAAUUCUCAUGUUGGGGCUGCUCAUGAUCAUGUCACUCCACUCCACAGUUGGUGAUGUAGGUGUCUGCUACGGACGGCUGGGCAAGAAAUUGCCAUGUCCAAAAAAAGUAGUAUCUCUAUACAAGAAGAACAACAUAAAAAAAAUGCGUCUCUACGACCCUCACCAGCCCACUCUCCGAGCUCUCGGCGGCGCCGACAUCGAGCUCAUGGUCGGAAUCCCGGAAACCGAUCUCCAACAUCUAGCUCAGUGCCAAUGCCACGCAAACGCUUGGGUCGCCGGCAACAUAAGCGCCUACCCCGACGUCAAAUUCCGAUGCAUCGCUGUGGGAAACGAGAUAAACCCUUCAUCGUCUCCGUACUCCUCCUUCGUCUUCCCAGCAAUGCAAAACAUUUACAGAGCAAUCUGUAAUGCGGGCCUCGGAAACCAGAUCACGGUCUCCACCUCCAUCAAAACAGACGUUCUCGAAAAAUCAUCUCCCCCAAAAGAUGGGGAGUUUCGAUCCAACGUGACUGGGUAUAUGAAGCCCAUCGUCGAAUUUUUGAGGGACACAAAUGCCCCUCUGCUUGUGAACGUGUAUCCUUACUUUGCGUAUAUGAAUGAUAUGAAGAACAUUAGCCUCUCCUUCGCACUUCUGCAGCGGAACAGCGGCGUCGUUUUGGGCGGCGUCUAUUACGACAACCUUUUCUAUGCCAUUCUGGAUGCUGUGUAUGCAGCCAUGGAGAGGAUACUUGAUCCGUCGUCAUUGUCGGUGUCGCUAGUCUCGGUUCCGACACCGAGCGUGACGGUGUCGGAGACGGGGCAUUCGUCGCGUGGGGGCGGUAAACCGGAGAGCGAUGGCGAGGGAGAUGGAGAUGCCAGCACGGUUGAAAAUGCGAGAAUUUAUAACAAUAAUUUGAUGCGGAUUGUGAAGAAAGGAACACCCAAACGGCCCGACAGUCCUAUAGAGACGUACAUAUUUGCUAUGUUUGAUGAAAAUGAGAAGCCCGGCCCUGAAUAUGAGAAGCAUUUUGGGAUCUUUUUGCCAAACGGAAAACGGAAAUACCGGCUUCGUUUUUACUAGGGUGUUAUCGGAAUAAUCAGCUGGGAGAGUUGGCUCAUGCUCGCCAGCCUCUAUCUGUUUUAACAAACUUGUUGUUUAUGUUGAUGCACACUCCAGUCUACUAAGAUUGCAAAUACCGCCAAGUAAAAGAAAAAGAAGCAAAUAAAGUUGUUAUUUGUAAUUCAAUGUUAUUGGUAUAA